Messenger RNA from Fusarium odoratissimum NRRL 54006, 4108 nucleotides. RefSeq lists its product as uncharacterized. Gene Ontology annotation, cellular component: shelterin complex. The transcript is spliced from 3 exons. NCBI's taxonomy places the organism in Eukaryota, Fungi, Ascomycota, Sordariomycetes, Hypocreales, Nectriaceae. Gene Ontology annotation, biological process: telomere maintenance via telomere lengthening; regulation of DNA-templated transcription. Gene Ontology annotation, molecular function: telomeric repeat DNA binding. The record is from RefSeq and is a predicted model, not a curated record. Bases 285 to 2444 code for a protein of 719 amino acids.
ACUGGCACGUGAGCGCGCGAUGCCUUUCAACGCGUGGCUUUCAUCAGGGCGACUUGCACCCAGAGAACAUCAAGACCGCGGGCGGUAACCAAAGUUUGGCCGAAUUGAGGGCGCGUCUCAUCAUGCGAUGAAACUAUCGACUUUUCCAAGAGUUUAAGCUGACUCACGCUGCCAAAAUUGACAUCUGCAGAGUCGUUGGUGCACCUCUAGCCCAGCCUCUGACGCGAUCUUCAGUGACCAGCGCCUUAUCCCUUUCAUAGCUCAGAGAAAGCCUGCUCAUCACAAUGCCACCGGCAGUCACAUACGAUGGAGUCGAAGGUGCGGAGGGCGGUACCAUAUUCAAGGAUCGCAAGUUUUGGCUGUCACAUCGAGUACCGAUGAGAAACCGAUGGACAGAGCUUAUCACGCAAAAUGGUGGCAAGGUCGUGAUGCUGGAAAAACAUGCUGAUAUGCUCAUUGCGGACCAUCUCAGAAAAAAAGAUGCCCCCCCUGGAUCCUAUUCAUGGAAGUUUAUUGAGGACUCUGUGAAGAACGGGUAUAUCCAAAUCAAGGAUAAGUACCUAAUAGGACGCCAUCCAGACGAGCCAAGACCGGUGGGCAGCAAUCAAGCCAAAAAGUCAACACGGACAAAGUUUACUGCUGAGGACGACGCGAAACUUACUAGGUGGGCACUAAACCAUCCAGACGAACAGAAAGGAAACCAGAUAUGGUACGAGUACGAAAGGAUUAAUCCUCGACAUACUGCACAAUCUUGGCGUGAUCACUGGAUCAAAAAGCUGCAGUUCCUGGAUAGGAAAAAAUUGGAGAGUAUGGCAGCCUCUGCGCCUGCAGAAGCCGGCCCCGUUGCGAGCACCUCAGAAAACACUGCGGAAGACCACAAUACUGUUACCAGAGUCCCACGGAAGGCUGCCGUUCAAAGGGCCCCUGAACAACGCGUGAACAACCAAGUAGACGCUGGCCCUAUCCGCAGAGCACCACAACCUCAACCUACGACAGUGCCAUCACAAGGCCCGAGAGAAGCUAACAAACCUCGGCCAUCAAUAGAAGAUGGUCAAGAAGAAGAAGAAGCUCUCGCUCUUCUGAGGUACAACUGGUAUCAAGAUCUUGACGAGUAUAUCAAAGUCACCGAGAGAGACAUUAAGAGAAGUCUCAACAUCAAUGGAAAGAAGAUAGAGUUAUUUGAUCUUAUGCUAGCUGCCCGGGAUGCGCCAGUAUCACAGGACAGCCAAUUGACCGACUGGUACAGGGUCGCGGAAAACCUGGGCUUUGUUGAACCAGAUCAGCACACUGUCAACGAGUUACAUCUCUGCUAUGAAGAGAACCUCAUGGACUUCCUCGAGAUAAUGGAGAGCUUCGAAGUAAACAGCGAGGAUGCAGACCCUGACAUGGACCCCAGUCAGGACAUUGACUUCGAGGACGGUCAAGGGCGCGGUUUACUGCAAAGCCAGGUACCAUCCUCACCCCCAAUCGCCGCGUCAAGUUUGAAACGAACCGCUGGUGAGCCUCCCUUGGCCUCACCGGAGCGCUUUAAGAAAAGACGCUACAGUAAGGACAUGGAGAUACCGUCUACACCCGACGCCGAAGAAACUUCCAAGCUACAGCGUGCCCAAGAAACAUCUCCUGGUGCACUAAGAACCUCUCAGUGGCUAGGUUAUAUUGGUGAAAGCGAAGCUUCGCAACACCUUCCACCCCUUCCCCCGAUGCAAGAAGAAUCACAAGACCUCGGGACACGGCCAGCAUUAAGGCAGGAUACUCGACACCAAUCUGUGGAUAUUUCACUGCCAGAUCAUCCAGCUUUGGAUACUACACCAAUACCAUUGCAUCUGAAUAAACAUCGCCAGCAGAUGUCCUCUCGUGAGAGACAGCGAGAAUCACACGUUCAGCCCAUGAGACGACGUCAUGACAGCAGCUUUACAGAACAAAUCGCUCCCAGACGAGCUGUUUCCUCUGCGAAACCGAACCCAAAACCAAGCACCCGAACAGUUCGACGGUCUCUUCCGGCCUCCUUCGACUCUUCCCGAGCUAUUCCCAGGACAAACCAGCCUCAGAACCCAGAGAAGUCUAAUUCUCGAGAAAUUCAGAAAUGGAUAGCUCGCUAUGAAUCAAUGGGCUACCCCCGCCAAUUUGUCGUGGAAGCCCUCAAACGUACCACCCUUACACCUGGAAAAUCGGCCCUUCUAGUCAUGAAGCAUCUUAGUGAAGGACGCGAUGUGCCUUCUCACCACGAGGGUAUCUGGACAGACCGUGACGAUGCGGACUUGGACUUUGCUACAAGUGUGGACUUUCACCGUUCUCCAGCUGACGAUGGCGAAGAACUUCAACAGGAGCGCGCUCAGAAAGCUCACAACCGGCUUGUCAAUAAACAUGGCUUUCAGAGGUUUAACUUAAGAAAGGCUUUUCUCGAGGCCCAAGCAAAAGAAGGCGGUAGCCACCUGGAGGGAUAGGAUCUCUUCCAGUGGUUUGACGCACUUGAUGUGGGUAAAUAAGUCGAGAGUUGGGCAGGUGUUUACUCAUAGUGGAAGGGGCGCGGCGUACCUCUUGCUUAAGACGAAAUGAAGAUACAUUGCUUACUACCCUAUUUGAAUCUGAAACCAGGAUGCCUUCAUCAAGUGCUCUUCACUAAUACCUUGGGUGGUAUUCGACAUGCAUGAAGUAGUCAGAACAUCACGGGGGUGACUAUCAUUGACGGGAUAUCUUGAUGAAUGGUCCCCAAAUCUGCCUACAUACUCAUUACGUCUCAUUGCAUCCCUCUCACUCAUCAGGGCUUUCGCAUACUAUGUUGCGCUCCCAACGCCAGAAAAUGCAGUUUUUCAGUGACCUCUGCCCCUAUACCAAAUGCGUGAAACACCACAAACCAGCUUCCAUAAAUUCCUGCAACUUCUCGUUCGAACGUAAUGGUAAAAAUUCUUUUCCUCAUUCCCCGCGUGUUGCAUCUUGCGUUCAAUCCACAUCACAUUCUUAUGCUCCUAUCGACAUUGACGUUGUUUAAUGGCUCCUCGUCACUAGCCACACUUACUUGCCAGGUCCCCAGAGGGACGAGUAAGAGGCCAAAAUGAUAGUAAGUUUGGUGGCAGCAUAUUAUUUGCCAGUAGGCGGACUGCAAACUACUCCAUGACUGAGCCGAACUUGCUGCAAUCAGUGGGCUGCUUUAGCAUCAGUCAGCGAGAUGAUGUCCCUUUCGGCUUCAAUUUUUAGGGGGCUGGUGGUGGUUGAGGCUUUCGAAUAAGCUUGAUCUUGGGCCGCUGAGUAGGCGCUGCUGCAGGAGGGGGUGUGCUCGUGGCAGGACUUGCAGACUUAGGCUUCGGUGUAGGGUUCGAAUGAGUAUUUAGCGAGACCUUUCUCUCCGGUGCAGGAUGCGGCGAUGACGCCGGGCCUCCAGGCAACGGUCUUCGCGCCGCGUCUCCAGGAAGAGGUUUUCUGGCGGGUUUGGCCGUGAUGGAAUCUGAUCUUGAGCUCAGAGAAGGGGCAGAGCCGUCUCUUGGCGCCCCUGAGGGGAGAGAUACUCGGCCAUUACCGUUUGGUUUCUUUUCUUUCCUCAACAAAGGAGCAAGACGGUUUGGGGCAACCCUCAAGGUGAUGAUUUUGCUCUUCUUCUUCUUGGGGAUACCCGAAUCAAAUGGCUUAUCAACCUUUGCGCGUUUUGGUGCUGGGGUAUGCUGUUCAUCCUUCUCAGGUCGAGGGCGCUUGAUACUAGAAGCAGAUGAGGGUUCAGGGGGCCAAGAUGGUUUGGAUCCCGAUGAAGACGUAGCACUUGCUUGUCGAGACAGACCUGGUGAUGCAACAAUGGUAUCUCUUUCUUGCUUUGGUAGAGUGGGCUUUGGACUUUGAACAACCGGAGAGGCACUGGCGCUGGGUCGCUGAGGUGGAGGAGCGCUUGGGCGUUGGACAGAGGCUGUCUUGUGGGUGUUGAUCUUGAUAGAAGAUGUUUUCUGCAAAGGUGCAGGUCGCUUCUGCUCAAUGAUAGGGGCAGGCGGAGCAGGAGGUGGAAGAGGUGGUGCUUGUACGAUUGGCUCUCGGGGUGUCGUCCUGUAAUGAGCUUUGAAUUUCAUGAUCAACUGUCCAAGUUAGCACCAGCACAGACUUGCUUGUAAACAAUGUAGCACUUACG